Molecule: messenger RNA, 1446 nt
Organism: Ceutorhynchus assimilis (cabbage seed weevil)
Lineage: Eukaryota; Metazoa; Arthropoda; Insecta; Coleoptera; Curculionidae
Source: the annotation of a GenBank genome assembly
UUGUGAAUCACAUGACUAUUGAUUGUUUUGUUUGUUUGCUUGGCCUGCUGAUAAGUAUAGAUUAAAGAGAGGCAACAACAAAGAAGUCUUUGUUGUUUGUUGAGCUGAAUAGUUGGUUUUUAUCUUUUGGUUGGGGAUUAUAAAUCAGUAGUCAGGGUCAAGAGUGGGUCGCUGGUCAUAGUGAGCUUUAGAACACUUUUAGAACUUCUAGAAGAAACAUCAUAGAGAAAACAGAAAAUAGUAAAUUUGUUCAAAAUGAAGCUGUUGCUAAUUUUAGCCACGAUUGUCUUGACUUGCAAUGCAGUUUCAUUGUUGGAGCUGGUACAAGAGGAAUGGAGAGCAUUUAAGGCUCAACACGGCAAAAACUACGAAUCAGAAACCGAAGAACGUUUCAGAAUGAAAAUUUACAUGGACAACUCGCACAAAGUAGCCAAACAUAAUCAACUCUAUGAACAAGGUCUAGUUUCAUACAAGUUGGGCCUGAACAAGUACGCCGACUUGUUGCAUCACGAAUUCGUUUCCACCCUCAAUGGGUACAACAAGACCAAAAACAGCAUUUUAAGAGGCAGCGAUUUGGACGAUUCCAUCACCUUUAUACAACCAGCUAAUGUUAAAUUGCCUGAUAAUGUUGAUUGGAGAGAGCAAGGAGCUGUUACGCCUGUCAAGGAUCAAGGACAAUGUGGAUCUUGCUGGAGUUUCAGUGCUACUGGAGCAUUAGAAGGCCAAACUUUCCGUAAAACCAACAAACUAGUAUCGCUGAGUGAACAAAAUCUUGUCGAUUGCUCAACUAAAUACGGCAACAACGGCUGCAAUGGUGGUUUAAUGGACAACGCUUUCCGUUACGUCAAAGCAAACAACGGUAUUGACACUGAAAAAUCCUACCCCUACAGAGCUGAAGACGAAAAAUGCCAUUACAACCCUAAAAAUAAGGGAGCAACUGACAAAGGCUUUGUCGAUAUUGAAACAGGCAAUGAAGACCAAUUGAAAGCAGCUGUUGCCACUGUUGGACCAAUUUCCAUUGCCAUUGACGCCAGUCACGAAACUUUCCAGCUUUACGCCGGCGGAGUUUACUACGAUCCCCAGUGCAGCUCGGAACAAUUGGAUCAUGGUGUUUUGAUUGUUGGUUAUGGUACUGAUGAAAAAACCGGUCACGAUUAUUGGCUAGUGAAGAACUCUUGGGGUCCCAGCUGGGGUUUGGAGGGUUACAUUAAAAUGGCCAGGAAUAAGGAUAAUAAUUGCGGUGUUGCCACCCAGGCUAGUUAUCCUUUGGUUUAAAUAUUGAAGCUCUCUUUAUUUUAGGUUUAGGUGCAUGUUUUUGUGAUUUAUUAUAAGUAGAAUAGGCAUCUAAACUCGAAUUUAUACGCUCUCUUUGUAGUACGCUUUUUUUUGUAUUUUUUUGUUUGUUUUGUAGAUAUCUCUAACAAUAAAUUUUUUCUUAAUUUUGAA